GACUUGCUAAAGCUAAUACAUACGCGGCACUAGCGAACGAGAGACAAAAUGGCAAUACAAAGUACGAAGUACGACGAAGAUCACCUAGUUCUUGUUGCUCCCACGACUGAGUAAUCAUCUUGAUCAUUUCCUUAUCAAAAGUUCCCAAAGACAAGUCACCCAAGAUCCUGAAUUCGAGUCGACCUCAGCUGCGACAACAGUAGGAGUAGGUAUUUUUUGAAAUUUCCCUGUACUUUGCAAUUUUAAUGUCAUGCGUUUGCUAUCAUCCUCUGACCUUGUUUCUAAAUUUUUGGCCUCAGGCUUUCAUGGUUUAGAAUAGCCCCUCUUCUUAGCUGGGUAAUUAGACAGUUUGUUAUAGGCAAACUGUGGAGGCACAGGUAGAUUGAAAUUUUUUUGUGUUCCUUAGCUUUCUGUCGUUUUGCGUCCCUGAGGCAACUAGCAGUAGGAGAAAAUGACGACCGCACAUCGGCCGACGUUCAACAAUGCCCUUGGUGGGGAGAACCAGGGCGGCAACUUGAUUAUGGCUCCGACGCACAAGAAAUGUGCCAGGGACCAGCCGCAAGAACUCACUAUGAAGCUUCGAGAAGCUCCGUGGAAGACGCGCGCCGAAAUCCAAGAGGAAAUCGAGAAGCAAGCCCAAGCCGAAGAAGAAGCUAAAUUGGGCAGCGAACAGAAGGGAGGGAGUUCAGCGAGUAGUAGUGCGGGAUUUUCAACGAAAAGUAAGAAGAGUAACAAGUCAGCUAAGGCGUCUUCAGAGAGAUUACUUCCUGCAGAUGAUGAUGAUGACUCCGACGAUGGCUUGAGCUCAGUAGGUGGUGGCGCAGCUAGUAGUGUAUUUGGCGGAGGUGCAGCCUCGUCAUCUUCAAAAAUAACUAGAGUAGGACUGAUAAAUAGAGAUGGAGGUUUGAGCGCAAACGUGGCAGGGUUCACUAAGUUGCCGGUUUUAGAAGGUGAUAAUCCGUUUCCAGAGGACGCCGAUGCGGAUUUUGACUCAGACGUGGACGCUGGAACAAGGAAAAAAGCCGACAAAGACUCGGACGACGAUAGCGAUAGUGACUCGUACUUUUUUUGGGAUUUUUUUGAGAUCACACGGCUGGUAUUGAUACUGAAAUUAUGGCUAACUGACUGAGACUGUUACUGAUUGAUGACGAAAUGCUUGUUUAGGAUUCAUUGACGAAGAUCUUUAGAAAUGAAAAUCACAAUCAGAGGAUCAGGGCAGAGACCAUAGCUGUACCUUCUAAAUGAUGACACACUGUAAAAAGAAUUUCAUCACUUUGAUCUGACCAUCUUAGUGAGGAAAAACUUUACUCGCGCUUGGACUGAACUUCAAGGUGUAUCUUGGACCUGCUCUACUCAGCGUUGCUGUAGGUUUUAACGGACUAUGUAGGAAGGAUCUGCACAAUCACCCAAGUAAAUACUGAGGGUCACUCUUUCGAUCAGCUUCUAAAGAUCAUACCAAUCUCUUAAAACUUGUUGACCUUGACCCUCCGCCCUGUAGUAACUCUUACAUGAUGACAACCUAAAAGAAUUUCAUCACUUUGAUCUGAAGAUACAAGUGAGGAAAAACUUUACUCGCGCUUGGACUGACAAUGUAUGGAACCCCCCUCAGAUUUAGUUAUAGAAGACCAAAAUCAGUCACCAUCUUCAUCACCAUCUUCAUCACGUGGAUCUAAAACUAAACUUCCACAACUCAAACCUAAAUCACAGUGAUAGCGAUUACGAAGCAUUGCAGCGAGAAUUGGCCAAGAUCCGGCAGGAGAAAGAGGAUGCGAAACAAAAGGUACUAUCAUCUGGAGCUUUUGAUGAUUUUUUGGAUUUAGUGUUAGAUUUAGGUACUCGUGGUGCAGGACAAAAAAAGAUCUGCUAAAAGUGAUCCCGCCAUUCGCUUUCCCCACACAUCCAAUAGGAAGAGGAGGAGGCUGAGAAGAUCGCUGAGGCCGAUAGGCGAGAGGGCAUUGGCGCUUCUAAUCCGCUGAUCAAUAGCAACCAGUCAUUAAAAAGGGCCUGGAACGAGGAUACCGUGUUCAAAAACCAGGCUAGGACAGCGCCAAAGGUGCAGAAGCGCUUUAUCAACGACAACGUGAGAAGCGACUUCCACAAGCGUUUUUUGCACAAGUACAUGGCGAUGUAG
Molecule: messenger RNA, 2131 nt
Organism: Amoebophrya sp. A25
Lineage: Eukaryota; Dinophyceae; Syndiniales; Amoebophryaceae
Source: the annotation of a GenBank genome assembly